AUGCUCUCAAUAAGACAUACUUCCACCCGAACACCACGUAUUUCAACCACUAAUGACGUUAGUAUCACUCGAAAUUUAACUAGUCCAAUUACAGGUAUGCCUGUCUACCCGGAUGACACUGUAAACAACCAAUUUCCCUCUUUAAACUCAAAAGAGGGUACUAAAAAAUAUAAGAAGCAACCAGCAAAUUUAAAAUUGGCAACUAACCAUGCCAGAUCAGGAACAAAAUCAAUUUUACAUAAAACAGAUGAAAAUACGUACGAUGACAAAACUGAUCGUGUUAAUAGGUGGGUACUAAAGCAUUCAUCAUCAGAGCAUAUAACACCACCUGAUCUUACAUCCCAACAUCCGAAACAUGUUACUUUUGUUCCAGCAGCAGAAGAACAACAAUCAAUGAAUAUGUCAACAUCUCCACCUCAAGAACUUCCUAAAAUUGAUUUUAAAAUACGUCGAAGUUCAUAUUUACCUGUUCAAAUUACAGAUUCAUUACCCGAUAUCGAUUUAAAUCAUCAAAAUAAUGAAGAAAAAAUUUUACAAACGAAAAAUCAUGACGAAGAUGAAGAGAUAAUUCCACUUUAUCAAAAACGUUUAUCGUUGGCUCCCUUGUACGCUCCAAGACUUCGUCGAUCUUCAAAUCCUGCAAUGUCUGUUUCAACAGCGGCAUCACGCUCAAGUAUAACGUAUAUUCCAUCCGUGUCAAAAUAUAGUCGUCCAUCAUUAUCGUCAACAAGUUAUGCAUCAACAGAUGGUGAUUAUGCUUCGUCUGAUACUGACACUAUUGUAUCAAAACCUUCAGUUGCUUCUCGUCGUAAAUAUUUUAAUCUUUUACAAUAUAAUGACAAAUUAUCGGACGAAGAUCACUUGAAAUUAGAGGAAAUUCGUGAUAAAACUCCCGAUGAAUUUGAACAAUUAUUACCGACACUAAUCAGAUAUGGUGUUAUUAGUAGUGACACAUUAUUAAGUGAUGAUGAACACAACAUUAAUAAACGACGAUUAUUAUCUAUUAUUAAAGAUGAUAAUGAACAAAUUGAACAUAAAAGAUAUCUCGAACAUUUAUACGGUAGUGUUAUUGUUGAUCACAAAAAACAAUUAAGAAAUGCUCUCACAUUCACUGGACAAUAUUCACUAUUAAACUGUUAUAAAGAUGAAAUUGCAAGAGAAUUAGAAUUAAGAGUGAAAAAUUGGCAACAAAUCAAAUUACCCACUACUGUUCUAAAUAUAUCAAAAGUACCAACUAAAAAAGGUCCAACAUUUAAUAAUUUAUCAGAGUUGACUUCUUCUAAUGGAAAAUCUACUUCACUCUCGUCUUCACUAUCACUAGGUACUCUAUUUCGAGCUAAACAAAAAUUUUUUACCCCACUUCGUAUGCUUGGUUUAUCAAUUCCUGAAGAAGAAACAUCUGACUAUGCUGACGAUGGAAAUAUAUCAACUGCAACAUCAACAACAUUAAUCUCGGCAACAAAACUACGUCGUCCAGCAACGAAACGUCAACAACAAUUAAAACAAAUUGAACAAGAAGAAAAUGAAAUGUUACAACGAAUAUUUCAAAAUGUUGAAGAACUACCGUUAAAUUGGCGUGAAAAAUGUAUUUCUAAGAUUAUUGAACAAGGAAUGGUACUUCUAGAUCAAGUUAGAAAAUUACCAUUACUACAAAAUGAAAAUAAUUUCUAUGAUUCUGAAUCUACAACACAAUCAUAUAAACAAUUGAAUAGACAAAUAAAUUCAGUUGCCAAUGAAAAUGAUCCACUUGUAGGUGCAACAGCAUCAUCAAUGAAAUCAAUGGAACGAAUUGUGGAAAUACGAAAAAAAGAAAUAGUUAAACAAUAUAGGAAAUGGGUAUUAUUAUGGGAAAUAUUGUACGAGAAUAACGAUGAAAACAUAUAG
Molecule: messenger RNA, 1884 nt
Organism: Didymodactylos carnosus
Lineage: Eukaryota; Metazoa; Rotifera; Eurotatoria; Philodinida; Philodinidae
Source: the annotation of a GenBank genome assembly